GAAAUAAAUACUAUGAAUGGACUAGUAUAAGCCUCAACCAUUUUCACUAUCGAGCUUGACAUCGGUAGAUUACACAGCGACGUUAAGGGGCGGUUGGUUUAUAAUAGGCGUUACGGCAAUGGGUCGUUCUCGUAGUCGGUCAAUUUCAAAUGGUCAUAAGACUAAGCAUAGGCGAUACAGAAGUCGCUCACGAGAUAAAGUAAAAGAGCGCGAUAGGUACCGGGAUAAAGAACGAGAGAGAAUAAGAUCAAGGGGAAACGAAAGGUCAUAUCGUGAUCAUCAUCGUCAUGAGAGGCGACGCAGGAAAAGGACAUCGUCACCGUCAAGUUAUGAUAGCGAAGUGGAAAGACGGAACCGAAAGUCCAGAAUGAAGGAGAUAGACAGAAAAAUAGAAGAGGCACGCAGGAGAGAAGAGAUAGAAAAGCGCGCUCAAGAGCAAAGGGAAAGAGAGCGACGACUGCAGGAGGAACGUGAACGAGAGGCGGAGCAGGCUAGGCAGCUUGAGGCUCGAGUCAAGGAAGCUUUUGAAGCAGCUUUAGUAGACAGAGCCGAAGAUCUCCAGGCUGAGUUAGAAAGAAGAUAUCAAGCAGAAAUCGAUAAGAAGGUCAAACAAAUGCUUGAUGAUAUUGAACGCGAAUACCAAAGCAAACUGGAGGAACAAAAGCGUAUAGAGGAAGAGGAAAAACGUAAACAAGCGGAACUGGACAAAAUACUGGAGGAAAACAAUCGUAAACUUAUGGAAGCAAGACGCAAAGAGGAAUAUUAUAUGCAGCCUCUCUCGGGAUCCGCAAUGUGACAAUGCCAGCAAAAAGUUGUACAUAAAAAUUUUGAGAGUUUAUUCUUCUGUUGCAUCAUUUUCUUUUAUGCGAUAAACGAGUUUGUCAAAGUUAUCAAUGCUACCAAAUGUCAUGCGUUUCGUUUUUAUAUCGACAGAAGUAUCCUGUAUAUAUAUUUUCUUCUUAUUACUUCACUUUAACUGGCUGAAAUAAAAAAAGAAUUCGCCUUCGGGAUAAUAUGAAUGUAUAUUUGCCCAUUUUUAUAGUUACAUCACUUUGCAUAAAUGGCUAUGUUUGUAAUUUUAAUUUAUUCAUCUAAAUGAAGUUUUUUUCCUUUGCAUUCCGAGUGGGACAUAGAGCUUCAUGAUUAAGCUUUGAACUCUCAGUAGUAGUGGUUUAAUUUUUACGGUGUAGAUCUGAUAUCCUCACGCUCAACCUUCCUUCUAUCGGCUAAAUGAGGUUUAGGAGUGCGUCGACCGGGACUUCAACCCCAGAACACGUGUGCGUUUGGCGAGUAUUCUUCUGCUGAACUGCCAUAAAUAUGAAUGAAGUACUUUUAUUCAAAUUUAUGUUCUUGGUUCUCACUUUUAUUCAGUGCACAUACGUAAAUGGUUAAGUAGAUGACUUGAGAUUAGAAUCCGUAAUUACAAUGGCUAUAAUCUAUUUUCCAUUGUAAUUGAAGUACUGGAAACUCAAGUUAUAUAUUGACACAAAAAUUUUGUACUGGUCUUGGUUGCUAAAUUCGCCCAGUGUUACCUUUAGGUUACCUAUACGGAGGCUAAACAAAUAUUGUUAAACUGUCUGUUAACUAGAUCUGUAUUAUGCCAUAAACUAUUGCAUGACUAAAGUGAUUUUAAAUAUA
Molecule: messenger RNA, 1638 nt
Organism: Trichobilharzia regenti
Lineage: Eukaryota; Metazoa; Platyhelminthes; Trematoda; Strigeidida; Schistosomatidae
Source: the annotation of a GenBank genome assembly